UUUUAGUUUCGACGGGAGCGUGGAUGUUUGACUCGGGUUUGAGCGCAUUGAAACCUUGCUGCCCUCUCUUCUGGAUACGGGUCGUGGCAUUAUCACAACGUCAUAAAUGCAGCCGACUUCUGUUCGAUGAAACAAUAUUUUAGACCGAAGGCAAGGAUUAUAAACUUUACGUGAUGAACAGCGAAUUUAAAAAGGCCAUACAUUGCAGGCGUAUGGCGAACGAAAGUUCAAAAUAUUGCGAAGAUUACCUUCUCAGGAAAGAAGGACGAAACAAGUGGAUACAAUAUUGGGUUGUUAUUAGAGGCGUUUGGAUGUUGUUCUACAGAGAUCAAGCUACAACUAACCGAGAUAAUUUUAAAGGUUCCGUCGAACUAACGUCAUGCACAAAGUGCAACACAGCGAGAAGAGGAAAUUAUAGCUUUCCGUUCUUUGUCAUCACAGCGAGAGGAACACAUCUCUUCAAGUGCGACACUAAUUUAAAACGCCACCAAUGGAUGUACCUCAUUGGCUUGGCAGCGAAGGGUGAUACGCCGGCUCCACCUCCCUUAGCUGUCCCUUCCCCGCUUUCUUCAUCUACGGAAUUAAACUCUCAUGACGCCGAGGUUAAUCACGCAGAGAUAUGCAGGCAGAACUCUGAGUCAGAUGAAGACGAUCUCUCUAUUCCACCGGGUGUGAUUCUUGUCACUACGCCCAUGGAAGAAUUGUCUCACGACGAGAAAACAUCAAAUGGACACACCAGCGCCAUUCAAGGUCAAGUACAACAUGAUAACCUCAGCAAAGCUGUGCUAACGACAGGAAUCACUGGAGCAACGCGUGUCGUCAGAGAACCGUCCUCUACCAAAGCUUCUGCGCCUCAACCCGUUACUCGUCCUUUUCAGUCAACAACAGGUGUGUCACCAUGUCAGCAGAAGUAUUUUCCUAUUGGCCUUAGUCCUCCCUCCGCCAUUUCAUGGGGUCGAAGUAGUCCCGAUCGGCCAAGCAGCAGUCCCAGUCUUAAUCACACGCGAAGGCAUUUAGGGACUAAACAGUUGGCAAGAUCGCCGCUCACUAACAACAGAUUUUCACGAUACAUGGCAAAGUCUGUACCUGAUAUGAAAAUUUUAUCACUGGAGGAUCCAAGCUGAAAUAGAGAGAGUGAAUUUUUUAUCGUGGUGCAAAUUGUAAAAUGGCUCAAAAUUUCGAUUAUUUACGCGAAUUGCUAAAAGCAAACCACGAUUUACAUUUGAGUGAAUUAGUAUUUUAAGCUAAUACAAAACUUGUUGCCAUUUCUGUCACGUAUAAGUUCAGGGCUCCCAAUUUUGGCAGUAACAAUUUAGGGUGGAACAUGCAGAGAAAGAGAGCAAACUAACAAACAAUUUUCUCUAAAGUUGGAGAAGUGUUGCGAUUUUGUGCGAAGUAAACAAACCAAAGAAAUCGUUUCAUAGCAUAACCAAAGCCAAAAGGUAUGACUUGCGGCACAAUGCGCGGGAAAAGCACUGUAACAUACGCCAAGCGUGGAAAAUUGUCAUGCUCUAAUUGUUUACAGUAAGUUAGAUGACGUGUGGAACCAAUCAGAUACUACGCAAUGCAGUAAGAGAUCUACCUUCAGACAAAUACAACUUGAACUAUAUUGGUCAGUAAUGGUAGAAUUUAACGUUUAAGAAACGCAAUUAAAUUCUCUGCUCAUAAAGUUAGAGUUGCUUCGUGCAGCUAUUAGUUUGGCUGCGAUGCAAAGGAGAGGCGUUUUAUCGUUUACAAAAUUAGUCAAACAAUGUAAGUAAUGUAUUUAAAUUUAUUUAUACAUUUAGAAUGCUAGAUUCAGCAUUAUAAAAAGGUGUUAAGUUCAAAAAAUAAGUUAACUUUUCUUAGAAACUUUUCACGUUGAUGGGACAGAAAUAUGGUGAAUAAAAGUGUUGUU
This is a messenger RNA of Pocillopora verrucosa, 1897 nucleotides long. RefSeq lists its product as uncharacterized. The record is from RefSeq and is a predicted model, not a curated record. Lineage: Eukaryota; Metazoa; Cnidaria; Anthozoa; Scleractinia; Pocilloporidae.